AUGAGUUCCGGCGUGCGCAAUCUUCGCGCCAUGUUCGAACAGAACGCAGCUUCUUCUCCUGAACCCCGCGGCCGUUCCCCAGGAAGCUCCUCAGCAGUCGACGACACCAGCCGCCCGACCUCCAAAGUGCGCGCUUCGUUCGUUUCUGUCGAGCACACAAUCCCUCACGCAAGCGACUUCGCUGCUAUCAAGGGCGCUCCGUCCAACAGCACAGCUGCGAAUCGCCGCGAGAGCUUCAGUAUCAGCGAGGACACCGCCGGAGAGGUAGCAGACCUCAAAAAGGUAAUCAGCGAAGAGAGAGAAGAGCGCAGGAAGAGUGUUGCUAUCAUCGAGUCCGUCCCAGAGCAGGCAAUAGCGUCGCGCGACUCUUCAGCCGGCCCACCGCCAAUUCGAAACGAGCCUGAAGGAGAGAUGGUGAACCUCGGGGCCAUUAUGAAGGGCUCAGACUUCCCCGAGUCUGCAGCAGACGCAGGAGCUGGCGCGCUGCAGCCAAAGGAAGCACCAAAGGAAGCACCAAAGGAAGCGCCGACCCCUGAGCUGUCAUCAGUCAAGGAAGAGCCCGUGAAGGAGGAGGAGCCUGCCCCAGCGCCAGUGCAGGAGACUCCGGCUGAGAACCCAGACAAGGUCGUGACAGGGGCACAGGAGGAAGUAGCUUUAAAGCCCGCGGAUCCCACCGAUGCUUCUGCUGUCUCAGGAGGCAAGGCCCUGCCUUCACCAGCCGAAGAGUUGCAGCCUGCAAGCACCGAGGUUGCUGCUACUGCCCCAGCUGAGCCAGCUGUUGAGACACCAAAGCCCGCUGCAACCAAAGCCAAGCUGAAUGGUACACCGACAACAAAGGGCAGGCUCGAGCCUAAGAAGCCUGCAGCUCUCUCCACCACCAAGGCUCCUGCCUCCAAGGGCACACCUAUCAAGAGCCCGCUGCCAAAGACUGCACCCAAAACGCCCACAAACCCAAAACACUCCACUGCGCCUGUGUCGAAGCCAGCAGCAGCUGGCAAACCUGCAGCGAAGCGAGCACCCUCGAGGGAACCGCCCAAAGCAGCUGCGUCAAAGCCAAAGACCAGCCACACCUCUCUACGAGCGUCAACAGCAACAGCACCCACUGCCGCCGCAAAGGCAAAAACAGCCGCUGCUGAGACCAAGAAGCCUGCAACCACCAAGCCAAAGGAUCCCACCACCACGUCUCCAACCGGUCUCAAGAAGCCGAAACCGAGAUCACCCACCCGCCCCGUUGGCAUUUCUUCGCGCCUCACUGCCCCGACUGCAGCGUCCGCGGCGAAGCUCCAAGGUGAGGAGGCACAGAAAGUGACUCGCAAGCCUUCCACUGCAACCCGCCCUGCAACGAAGCCUGCAGCCACGAGGCCUUCAAGACCCUCGGUCGCGCCCAAUGCGAGCACAACCAAGCGACCGGAGUCGCGUGCCUCUACAGCAGGUGCCGGACCCAGCUUUCUCGAGCGUCUGGCGAGGCCUACAGCAGCCAGCGCUAGCAAGGUCCACGACAAGCCUACUUCGCCUCCCCAAAAGGGUUCUGCCAAGCCCAGCAUCCUUCAGAAGGGUAAGAAGAAGGUUGAGGAGGUUGCGGCUAAGGCAAAGGAGGCUGUAACGACAAACGCCCAUGCAGACGAGCCUGCGAAGACCGAAUCAACCAAUGGCACCAGUGGGCAUACCGAAGUUUCUGAGGAGGUUGCUGCUGAGCCUGUCGCUGAGCCUGUCGCUGAGCCUGUUGCUGAGAAGGCGGAUAAAGCCGAGCCUGUCAAGGCAGAGACAUCCGUUCCGGAAGGCGAGACCUCCGCUAUGGAGCUGCAGACGCCCAAGUUCCAAGGAGAAGCCGUCCGCUAG
This is a messenger RNA of Ascochyta rabiei, 1839 nucleotides long. RefSeq lists its product as uncharacterized. Bases 1 to 1839 code for a protein of 612 amino acids. The transcript has 2 exons. Lineage: Eukaryota; Fungi; Ascomycota; Dothideomycetes; Pleosporales; Didymellaceae. The record is from RefSeq and is a predicted model, not a curated record.